Messenger RNA from Castor canadensis (American beaver), 1962 nucleotides. Lineage: Eukaryota; Metazoa; Chordata; Mammalia; Rodentia; Castoridae. The record is from RefSeq and is a predicted model, not a curated record.
AUGCUGCCAAAGGCUGAGGUUUCCAACACCCUUGGCCCGACAGAUAUGCCACUGGCCAUUGUGAAGUGCAAAGAAGCCCAUCACCCUAGUCCUGAGUCCUGCAAGACUAGUGGCUGUACAAUCAACCUCACAGUCACAUCCACAACCCGGCAGAAUUAUGGCUAUGAUCAUGGGUCAUCCAUGACUCAGGAUAUUGGCUGGAGGGAUACAGUGAUCAAGCCGUUGCUGGUAGAGCCCGAAGGUAUUCGAAAGGAGAUGACACAGGGCUCACUCAUUUGCACUAAUGGAUCAAAGGCAUCUCAAACAAUAGUGCUCACUUCGCCAGACAAUCUUGUGAAAGAUUCCCUUAGACUUUAUUGGUCUGUCCUUGGAGACAUUCUUGGUUCUACCAUGCAAAACUUACAGAAUUUUCUCCAAAUGCCUUUUGGUUGUGGAGAGCAGAAUAUGGCCCUAUUCACUCCCAAUAUUUAUGUCUUGGACUAUCUGAAUCAGACUCAACAACUAACAGAAGAUAUAAAAUCCAAGGCUAUUAGUUACCUGACCACAGGGUAUCAGAAGCAAAUGUCUUAUAAACACUCAGAUGGAUCAUAUAGCUCAUUUGGACCUAGAAAUGAAGAAGGAAACACAUGGCUCACUGCACUUGUGUACAAGUCAUUUGCACAAGCCAAACGUUACAUUUCUAUAGAUGAUGAAGUGCAAUCCAAAACCCUUAUUUGGCUCCUUAGUACUCAGAAAUCAGAUGGCUGCUUCCUAAAUUUUGGUAAAGUCUUCAACAAUGUUUUAAAGGGAGAAGAUAAUGAGGUCGCUCUCACCGCAUAUGUCAUCAGUGCCCUGCUUGAAGCUGAUCACCCCGUCUCGUUUGUGGCAAUUCAAAAGGGUCUCCAGUGCAUAGAGGCUGUUUAUAGGCAGAGGGCUAUGACUACAUAUGACCAGGCACUGUUGGCCUACACCUUCAGUUUAGUGAAUGAUAAAGACAAAAGGGAAUACUUUUUCAAUGAGCUGAGCAAAAAAGCAAAGAAAGCAGGUGACUCACUGUACUGGGGACUGGAAGAGCGAGUAUCUCUGGAGGAGUCAUCCUCUUUCUUCUACCCUCGGGCUUCCUCUGCAAACAUAGAAACAACCAGUUAUGUCCUAUUGGCAUUACUUUCUAAGCCACGGCUAGCUUUGGAGGAGCUAUCCUAUGCUUCUCAAAUUGUACACUGGGUGGCAAAGCAGCAAAAUUCCUGGGGGGGAUUCUCCUCCACAAAGGAUACCGUUGUGGCUCUCCAAGCUCUGACUUUAUUCCAAAGACUUACUUUUUCUAAGAAUAGACAAAAUUUGGUACAAAUUUUCUCUGACAAAGUGUUUAGUAAGGCCUUCCAAGUGAAUGAUGAGAACCGUUUGCUGCUGCAACAAAUUCCUUUGCCAACAACUAAGGAAAUCUACACUGUCCAGGUGGAUGGCAAUGGUUGUGUGUAUGUGCAGACAACUAUGAGAUAUAACAUCCUGCUGCCCAAGAAGUCAUCUGGAUUUUCCCUUUCUGUGAAUACAGCCAAUGUUUUCUGCAGAGGAUUAUUUGAUGCAAAGUUUGACCUUAUUAUUUCAGCGAGUUAUUCUGGAAGGCGCAACUCUUCCAACAUGGCAGUCAUUGAUGUGAAGAUGCUUUCUGGAUUUGGACCUGAUAGAUCGUCAGUCCAGAAGCUUCAACAAGAUGGCAAAGUACAACGAGUAGAAAUCAAAGCUACCCAUGUGUUUUUCUAUCUGGACAACGUUACUCGAAAGGAAAUUCAGUUCUCAUUCUCUGUGGAGCAAGAUGCACCUGUGUCCAACAUCAAGCCUGCAUCUGUCCAGCUCUAUGAUUACUAUGCAACUGUUCUGGUUAAUGACCUAGAUCAGCUUCAGAUUACUACUUUUCAAGCAUUUGGAAAAUUUGAAAAGGUGGAUGAAAGAAUAUGGAUGGCCCUCAAAUUUAUCUGGAAUUGA